This is a messenger RNA of Acomys russatus (golden spiny mouse), 2160 nucleotides long. RefSeq names its product NACC family member 2 (gene Nacc2). The record is from RefSeq and is a predicted model, not a curated record. Gene Ontology annotation, molecular function: RNA polymerase II cis-regulatory region sequence-specific DNA binding; protein binding; DNA-binding transcription factor activity, RNA polymerase II-specific. Gene Ontology annotation, biological process: regulation of transcription by RNA polymerase II. Lineage: Eukaryota; Metazoa; Chordata; Mammalia; Rodentia; Muridae.
CAGAUGAGCCUCAUCCAGGCUGCCCCACGCUGAGUCCAAGACCCACCCACCACGGCACCCGCCAUGUCUCAGAUGCUGCACAUCGAGAUCCCCAACUUUGGGAACACAGUGCUGGGCUGUCUCAACGAGCAGCGCCUGUUGGGCCUCUACUGUGAUGUGUCCAUCGUGGUCAAAGGCCAGGCCUUCAAGGCCCACCGUGCAGUCCUGGCCGCCAGCAGCCUCUACUUCCGAGACCUCUUCAGCGGGAACAGCAAGAGUGCGUUCGAGCUGCCGGGCACGGUGCCGCCUGCCUGCUUCCAGCAGAUUCUGUCUUUCUGCUACACCGGCAAGCUCACCAUGGCAGCCAGUGAGCAGCUCGUGGUCAUGUACACGGCCGGCUUUCUGCAGAUCCAGCACAUUGUGGAACGGGGUACAGACCUCAUGUUCAAGGUGAGCUCACCCCACUGUGACUCGCAGACCGCCAUGAUUGAGGAUGCCAACUCAGAGCCCCAAAGUCCCUGCAACCAGCUGCAACCGGCCACUGCCGCCUAUGUCGCGUCCCCUUCCGUGCCCAUCCCGCUUCUGACCCGUGUAAAGCAUGAAGCCAUGGAGAUGCCGCCUGCCACCGGCUCGGGCCUGGCUUCUAAACGCCCACUGGAGACAGGCGCUCGAGAUGGUGUGGCGGUAGCUGCGGGUGCUGCGGGGACACCUGGCACGGCCCCUCUGAAGCUGCCUCGAGUCUCCUACUAUGGUGUGCCCAGCCUGGCCACGCUCAUCCCCAGUAUCCAGCAGGUACCCUAUCCCCAGGGGGAGAGGACCAGUCCUGGGGCCAGCAGCCUGCCCACUACUGACAGCCCCACCUCCUAUCACAACGAGGAAGAUGAGGAGGAUGACGAAGCCUAUGAUACCAUGGUGGAGGAGCAGUAUGGCCAGAUGUACAUUAAGGCCACAGGAAACUAUGCAGUGCAAGAGAAGCCAGAGCCGGUGCCCCUGGAGAGCCGUUCCUGUGUCCUCAUCCGUCGAGACCUGGUGGCACUGCCUGCCAGCCUCAUCAGCCAGAUUGGGUACCGCUGCCACCCAAAGCUCUACUCGGAGGGAGAUCCCGGAGAGAAACUGGAGCUCGUAGCCGGCUCCGGGGUCUACAUCACGCGUGGCCAGCUCAUGAACUGCCACCUGUGUGCGGGGGUGAAGCACAAGGUUCUGCUGCGGAGGCUCCUGGCCACCUUCUUUGACAGGAACACACUGGCCAAUAGCUGUGGCACUGGCAUACGCUCCUCUACCAGUGACCCGAGCCGAAAGCCACUGGACAGCCGAGUCCUGAAUGCUGUGAAACUGUACUGUCAGAACUUCGCCCCCAGCUUCAAAGAGAGUGAGAUGAAUGUGAUCGCUGCAGACAUGUGCACCAAUGCUCGCCGUGUCCGCAAGCGCUGGCUGCCCAAGAUCAAGUCCAUGCUGCCAGAGGGUGUGGAGAUGUACCGUAGCGUCAUGGGCACCUCGGCUGCCAGCCUGCCCCUGGACCCGGAGUUCCCACCUGCCGCCUCGCAGGUGUUUGAGCAGCGCAUCUACGCAGAGCGGCGGAGUGACGCGGCCACCAUCGUGGCCCUGAGAACUGAUGCUGUGAAUGUGGAUCUGAGCACCUCGGCCAACCCUGCCUUCGAGGCUAGUGAGGAGGCGGAUGGGGCUGGCUCGGUUAUCCAGGAGGUGGCUGCCCCCGAGCCGCUGCCUGCUGAUGGCCAGAGCCCCCCUCAGGCCUUUGAGCAGGGCAACACCAGCUCCAGCAGGCCUCAGACACCAGUGGCCACAGCAACAAGAAGGCCAGAGGGCACCUAUGCAGGGACCUUGUAAGUGGCUGGCAAGGCCAACUCACAAGGGACCUAGUACUAAAGCUGCUUGCAUGCAUUACUAAUACAAACAAAUGUGAUCAAAGCCACUUACCUACUGAACUGCUACUGCUGCCUGACAAAAAUGUGAUUUUUAUUCUGCCUGUAUUUAAAAUGGAUGAAGGAAACAAACGCAUUCAUUAUACUGUAAACAUUUAGGCCGCUGGCCACGCUCUGGGAGGAAGGUCCCGGGGCAACUUUUUGAUACUCCCCAGCUCAGUCUCCCAUGAUAGUGCUCCCUCCCUCUUCUUGGAGAGGUAGAAGAGGCCACCAGGUCCCUGAUGUUCCGCCCUGACUCUGC